CCCACGCUCCUAGAAGAGAGCACAACGCAACCGACGCUCGGAUUGGAUCAAGCGCAAAGCUUUAAUUCCUGGAAGUCCGUGAACAAUGAAUCCAUUUCAUUCAUCUUAUUGGAACACCUCUACUGAACUUUUAAACAAAUCCUGGAAUAAAGAGUUUGCUUAUCAAACUGCCAGUGUUGUAGAUACAGUCAUCCUCCCUUCCAUGAUUGGGAUUAUCUGUUCAACAGGGCUGGUUGGCAACAUCCUCAUUGUAUUCACUAUAAUAAGAUCCAGGAAAAAAACAGUCCCUGACAUCUAUAUUUGCAACCUGGCUGUGGCUGAUUUGGUCCACAUCGUUGGAAUGCCCUUUCUUAUUCACCAGUGGGUCCGAGGGGGAGAGUGGGUGUUUGGGGGUCCUCUCUGCACCAUCAUCACAUCCCUAGAUACUUGCAACCAAUUUGCCUGUAGUGCCAUCAUGACUGUAAUGAGUGUGGACAGGUACUUUGCCCUCGUCCAACCCUUUCGACUGACAAGUUGGAGAACAAGGUACAAGACCAUCUGCAUCAAUUUGGGCCUUUGGGCAGCUUCCUUUAUCCUGGCAUUGCCUGUCUGGGUCUACUCGAAGGUCAUCAAAUUUAAAGACGGUGUCGAGAGUUGUGCUUUUGAUUUGACAUCCCCUGACGAUGUGCUCUGGUAUACACUUUAUUUGACUAUAACAACUUUUUUUUUCCCUCUACCCUUGAUUUUGGUGUGCUAUAUUUUAAUUUUAUGCUACACUUGGAAGAUGUAUCAACAGAAUAAGGAUGCCAGAUGUUGCAAUCCCAGCGUACCAAAACAGAGAGUGAUGAAAUUGACAAAGAUGGUGCUGGUGCUGGUGGCAGUCUUUAUCCUAAGUGCUGCCCCUUAUCAUGUGAUACAACUGGUGAACUUACAGAUGGAACAGCCCACACUGGCCUUCUAUGUGGGUUAUUACCUCUCCAUCUGUCUCAGCUAUGCCAGCAGCAGCAUUAACCCUUUUCUCUACAUCCUGCUGAGUGGAAAUUUCCAGAAACGUCUGCCUCAAAUCCAAAGGAAAAUGACUGAGAAGGAGAUCAACAAUAUGGAAAAUACUCUGAAAUCACGCUUUUAGGAAAGAUCACCACAAGUCUAAACAUGAUUGUCUAUGUUACUGGUAUUAUUAGAAAGGAUAGGUGUGCCGAUAUGUUUAUACCCAUUCUUCUCGUGUACUUGUGACUCUUAGUAGCAUGGAACAGAAGUGUGAGCACGCAAAUGCAAUGAGUUUAAUAUGCUAACU
Messenger RNA from Saimiri boliviensis boliviensis (Bolivian squirrel monkey), 1273 nucleotides. RefSeq names its product melanin concentrating hormone receptor 2 (gene MCHR2). Gene Ontology annotation, cellular component: neuron projection; plasma membrane. The record is from RefSeq and is a predicted model, not a curated record. Gene Ontology annotation, molecular function: neuropeptide binding; G protein-coupled receptor activity. Gene Ontology annotation, biological process: neuropeptide signaling pathway. Lineage: Eukaryota; Metazoa; Chordata; Mammalia; Primates; Cebidae.